Messenger RNA from Microthlaspi erraticum, 714 nucleotides. The record is from the annotation of a GenBank genome assembly. Lineage: Eukaryota; Viridiplantae; Streptophyta; Magnoliopsida; Brassicales; Brassicaceae.
AUGGGUUCGGUUUCGGGUCAAACCCGAAUUGCUAUGAUGAAUCUCUCCCUCUCCACAGCUGAGAAAAAUCCUAAUUUUCGCUCAUCGCUUCUCAAUUCUAAGAACGCAAUUUCAGAUAGUUGUGGGGUCUCUUCCAAAUCCACUACAUUCCUCAGGGGUCAAUUUCAAAGUAUACAUUUUUCUUGGAUUCGCCACACUCGACCUUUGAAGAAACGGGCAGGCCACGUGGUGUCGCCGAUCUGCGUCUUGCCGUUAACGGAAGAGAGUGUAGAGAAAGUGCUAGACGAAGUACGGCCGUCGCUAAUGGCCGACGGAGGAAACGUGGCGCUUCACGAAAUCGACGGGCUUGUGGUGGUUCUAAAGCUGCAGGGAGCUUGCGGGUCGUGUCCUAGCUCAUCGAUGACGUUGAAGAUGGGAAUCGAGAGUCGUCUUCGAGACAAGAUCCCAGAAAUCAUGUCCGUCGAGCAGUUUCUCGAAGCUGAGACCGGAGGGUUAGAGCUAAACGACGAGAACAUCGAAAAGGUUCUCUCUGAGCUACGGCCGUACCUAUCCGGUACAGGAGGUGGAGGGCUUGAGCUGGUUGAGAUAGAUGGUUACAUAGUCAAGAUUAGGCUCAGUGGACCAGCUGCUGGAGUCAUGACCGUUCGUGUCGCGUUGACUCAGAAACUGAGGGAAUCAAUUCCUUCCAUCGGUGCAGUCCAGCUUCUAGAGUGA